GCAAAUCGAAGGCCGCGUAGUCUGUGCAUCCUGCCCUACGCUCGGUCUUCUGUUAUUGACAUACUGCCAGUCGCUGUCAGUUCAGAACGUCGCCGAGACUGAAAAGCAAAGCAAACUGGAAAGGUAAUCAAUUCAAUAGCUGUAGGCAGUGCAUUUGCAGUUGUCCAUCGUACUACCGGGUUUUCGGCGGAAUCGUGUUAGCAAUACCGUGCUUCAGAUGUAAAGAAAGGGAAAAAGUACCACUCGUAUUUCCUCAGUGGUUGCUAUCUUACGUGCAAGGGCAGAACAAGACAUUCAUCUUACGAGCAUAUAGAACGGGAGGAUGCAAGAAGAAACGAGAACUAGCAUUAAAACGUAGCUUGAAGAAAAAUCUGCAACCGCUCCGUAUCCGGAUAAACAAUUCGUGUAAUGGAAGCAGUAUUGUCCAUUCCAAGCCGCUGCUUGGGCACAAGGAAACAGGUGGUUUAUUGUUGUAGCGUUUGUAAACAUCUCUCAUGUACACUUUGGCAAGAUUAAAGAACCGUUGAGUUAAACUAUAUCCACCGACAGACAUACUGCUAAGUGGCAAUGGAAUUAUUUGCGCACUGGUUUUCCUCUCGCUGUACGUCGCCAAAGCGCUUGAUUGCCUGAUGCAAUCCAAAGAUGUGCGACUGCCGGAUGCCCUCGUAAGCAGACCAAUAGCACCAGCAUCUGCAAGUGACAGAUUUCUGCAGUGAGGUCAGUAGUUGAAACCAUCGUUGGCCGCACAGUAUGCCGGCCGGUCCAUCAUCACCUAGUUGUGCUCUACCAACAAAAGGCUGCCUGUAGGAUACAACGCAUGUCGACAUUUCGUUAGUUAGCAGAUGCAGAAAUGAAAGCAAGCUAACUUUUUUUGGCCAUAUCGUUUGCGCACCAAACUCGAUGGAGGAAAGUUUGCCUUGCGCCCAUGGUGUGGUGAAGAGCGCAUUUUCCUCUCUCUUCCCAGUGUAGUAUUGCGCUGCAUCCUUCGUGAAGUGUAUUUCAACACAUAUUAGAACAAGGAUUGAGACAGGGAGCAGUGGUGAUUGUGGUACGAUAAAUCGUUAAGUGCCUGCAACACGGAUGAAAAUCGAGAUUGUGCCGUCAUCACCUUGAAUGGCGGUAGAACCUGACCCGACCGCUAGGUCACGAAAGUCGCAGUAAGGAUCACCAUACGCUGUUGUAGGCUGUGUGUCUUCAUCAUUGGUUUUUUGUGUCAACCAACACGGCGCCUGUUUUGCCGUACGUGUUCUUUCCACAAAGUCUCUUCACACUCGAGUGUUGUAAGUGAUUGUGCGUCUUGUGCAACCGUGGCACGGCGGUUUUUCGUUGUUAGGUGUAUGUAUAUGUAAUCACGUCACAAAUCGCGACGAAUCCGUUCAACGAUCUCUACCGACAGCAUCCGAAAGAACAUUUCCUCUAAAGAGGUGGAAGAUGCGUUGUUGCCGUUGCUAUAGCUGUUGCUUCUGGUGUUCUACGAUCGUCAGCUUACAUACUCUUAAAGCCUGUAUCUAAAUGCUCCAGUAAAGACAAUCGACGACUUACCGAAGACAACUACAGUGCCCGGAAGAUACCGCUGUAAGUCGCACUAUAAUAUUGGCAGCCAUAGUGGUCAGUGGCGGAGACAAGUUUAUGUUCCAUUGUAGUUCGGCGAGAAAUGUUGAUCAAAAACCAAAACUAAAGCCAACGCCGCCCAGAAGGCGAAAGAAGUCGACGGCAUUAGGAAGUAGGAAGACGGUAAUAAGGAUUCAUCGUGGCCGAGAAGCGCACAGCGUGGAAGGAAGAUUACGUUCGAUUUACUAACAGCGCAACCAGCUGUUGACAUACAGUGUUUGUGCACUGCUCUAGCAGUAGGCUAGUGUUUUUUCUUCUGUCCCUUUCGGUUUCUAGCUCUAUCUCAGUGUUGUUUGUGGCUAACGGUAAUAGCCCCGUGCUAAUUCGUUGUUAUCAUCGUCUGAAUCGUCAACCGAAGUUGGUAAAAGUUGUUUUCAGUGGUGAGAUAUAUACCGAUCGUCACGUGUGCAUAUCGUAGAAAGAAGGUGCUGCGGGAAGCUUUGAAUGAAUAGAGGCGAUGGGAAUAAAGGCGAGCACCGCGAAUGGAGGGCAACAGAGUCCUAGAACUCGUACCUUCUCCACCAGCAGUAGCAGUGAGGUGGUAUCCGGCUCUACAGGUGCGCCAUACGAAAUAUCGUCAGCUAGUCCCGAUCCCGAUAGUAGCUCAGCAGAAGAGAAUGCCGCCGCUAGCGCUUCACUUGCUUUGGGCAGAGUGUAUGCAACAUCACUACCUACUCACAUAUGGUCAUUAAACGGUAUAAAGUGUCCAGUAUGUAGCAAAUUCGUGAUGCCUGACGACAUUGAAUGUCACCUAGUAAUGUGCCUAACAAAGCCCCGUUUAUCGUAUAAUGAGGAUUGCUUAGCGGAUGCGAAAGGUGAAUGUGUUAUUUGCCUAGAAGAUCUGUGUCCUGGUGAUAUCAUUGCUAGACUACCGUGUUUGUGUAUCUAUCACAAAGGAUGCAUCGACAAAUGGUUCGAAGUCAAUCGUAGUUGUCCUGAGCAUCCUGGUGAUUAGUGGCAUUCCACGUCAGCCGAAGAGUGUAAGAGUCUUUGAAUAAAUGCAGCAAACCGUGCGGCUCGCUCUUGCAGUAUGAUUCCUUCGGUAAUGUACUAAUAGCCAAUGUAAGGACAAACUGUCAACGUUUCACAUCGAACUAUGCUGUAAUGGUAUGGAUGGAAAUUCAAUUACUAAUCGAGCGUGCCGUGACAAAGAUUGAGACCGUCAACAAAUGGCUUUUAUGAAGGUUUCACAUAUGUUUCUUGUUUUAUUCGUUUCGUGAGAUUGUUUCCGUAUUUCAACGAUUUUUUACUUUUUGAAUUAACCUAUGUUGAAUCUUUAACCUAUUUGAUGAAUACAAAACAAAUCAAUCCUCAACUGUUAGUACACAUAUUGUCAUAUGUUUAUUUACCCCAAUCUAACGUAGCUGUUAACACUCCUUUGAUAUGAAAAAAAUGAUAAUUGAAGCCAUUUUUUAUACUUUUGUUUCAUUUUAAAUUACUACAUUUUGUCGCAUUGAGUAUAUUUGAGUAUAGUGUGAAUAGUUUAAAGGAAGAUGACGGUCUUAGUUUAUUUUAAACCACAUUAAUCUGCUUAGUAUGUUCUUGUGACGGACGAUCGCAAUGUAAAACCAAAUAAACACGCGGCCGCUCUUUGGUUGAUUAAUGGAUAUCAAUUUGUGAAAUUGCUAGACGAAUUCAUGAAAUUAAGGAACGAACGAGACAAAUUUGAUUUAUACUUAAAUCGAGGCAAAGCACGUUUGUUUAUAUUCUGUAAGAAGGGUUGAAUAAAAUUUGAACGCAGAAAUACAUUAAAGAACAAAGUAAAACUGCGACACACCGAAUAGCUAGAAACAACAUGUCUACCCGAACAACUGUAAAUAAAAUGGUUGGAAAAACAUAAUUCAAUAGUGAUACUGUAUAACAAACAAAGGCAAAAAGCAAUGUCACGAAAUGCAUCUCGAGAAACCGGUCAGUCGAAUUUAUUAUAAGCAAAACAAUCUCACAAAAAGGUGCACUAUUCGUAGCCGAUCAUCGUUGCGAGAUGCAGUCAGCGAGUAGCUUAUAGUCCGAGAACAUGUGAAUAGAAAUGAUUGAGAAUGCAUAAGCUGUGACAAAUGUUGUAAAUAAACAGUGGUGGUGAAUACUGUAAAAAACAUAAGUGAUGGUGCUAAAGCGUAAUUUCAGCAUCUGUUAAAGAUUGUGAAGAACAACUAAAAGUCUUAAUUGGUGUAUUGCUGAUUGACAGCGAUAACAGGGCAGGGCUUUGCUAACCAUUUACCCUCAGUAACUAGCUGUAAUCGUGCAGUACACCGCCAAAAACAGAAUAACGUAAGAGCAUCGAUUACGAUGCCAAUCAAACGUGGGAAAGCGCCGAUUGAAAGCAUAUUCUAGAAAAUAUAGAAAGGAAAUAAUAGCUUUAGACAAAACAAAACAAAAAGGGACCCGUUGCUUGUAAUAAUCAACGUAGAAAACAAUUGAUCGAGAAACAUGCAAAAGAUGUAUGCGGUUCUUAUUUGUAAGAUUAAUGAAAGCAAAAUCUCCGUAUCAACUUAUAGUUUAGACGAGCGCAUAGCCACAUCACUAGAUUUGUUAAAAAUCUGUAAUCCAUUCGGCGAGUUAUAGAAACGGCGAAAAUGUGGGAGAUUGGUGUGAUGACCAUCAAAAAAAUAGUUUAAUCCAAAUAUAAAUAUUUAGUUUGGUUUUGUUUGAUUGUGCGACAUCUUGCGAUGAGAAGAAAUUAGCCUCGUUUUAGAAGAAAAACCGAGAAAAUAAAAAAAGUCAGUAAAAAGUAAAUAAAACAAGGAAAAGGUAGGAAUAGCAAGAGAACAGAAAAGAUCUUGCAGAGUUGUAAAUACACCUAUCAUCGAUACCUAUUUUAGCUACCAACAAAGGAACUAGAAUUGUUAGCUUUACAUAGAUACACAGCUUUUCCAUCUUCAAACAAAAGGAAAACAGAAAAACAAAACAACCUUAUAAACCAUUAAUUUGAAUUUCUAAGUUCGGAAGAAGCGUCGAAGAAGGUGAACCUUUAAAGUCACUUCCAUUUAUAUAAGUGACUCAAGUUACUCUACAAAUCCAGUCAAAGCAAGCCCAUAUUUAGGAAAGUUUUUUUUCUUCACAAAACUUACAAAUCCCUUUUCUUGGGACCCCUUAAAAUUACAAAUAUCUAGCGGGGCACAUUUCUUGUACCGGUUACAUAUAUUAUGGUUCCAUCACAAACACUUUCGUUAUGAGUACUGUUAGUUGAUACGUUUUAUUUGUAAGUAUUAAGUCAAUCGAUAAGUGCAGUGAUCUUGCAAAGCCACAUGCAGUUUGAAGGACACCAUUCUGCAGUAAACGUAUGUUGCUGGAAGCAUGAGCAAAGUGACCAACAAUACUAGGCUAGCAGAACAGCUACUUUAGUCACUAAUGUUCGCCUCUCACACAUAUUCACUUAUCGCUGCUUCACAUUUCUGUUAUUAAAUAUGUAUUUGUCCUUUUUCCCUUCGCGUUGACAAGCCAAUGCUCCAGUCGAAGUAUAAAUAUUCCUUGAUUCCUUAUUUGCUUCACGACGUAUUCAAUUGAUUUCAUGGUUUACAUAUUUACAUAAAGACAAAUUGAAUGGUUUACAUAUGUUUGAAGUCAGUUUUAACAAGGUUUUUUUACUACAAGCAGAGGUUAGGACUGCGUACGUAGUAAUGAUGUGUUAGCUCAAACGAUCAGGCAGAAAAUAUAUGCAUGCAAAGUUUAUAUCGCGAGGCCAUGCAGCAUAUUAGGAAAAUUCAAUCAACUGGAGCCUAUCGUACAUAAUGUGUCACAUAUAGUGAAUAUCAAAAAGAUAAAACUUUUAAACGAAUCAAGUGACAACGAAAUAAUACAACAGCGAUGGCGAACAAAAGUAUAGCAUAUUGGAUUUAUUUAUUUUCGAUUCAAAUCAUUUUUAAUUACCUCAGCAUUCAGCAGAUACACAAGGAAUAAGAAUCAAGGAAAGAACAAAAGUAAAAUGAUUGCAUUCAUGUAAUCGACAUAAAAUAAAAUAUACAUAUAAAAGAGAUAAUAACAAAAAUAUUAGCUAUACACGAGGGUAAAACAAUAGCUAUGACAUUGAUAGGGUUUAUUAAUAUGAUGCAGUGAAAACGAAUCCUGAGACGAAAAAAAUCUUUAUAUCAACAAUUCUUAUAACGAGUCAUAGGACGGUGAGGCUAAAAUAUGUUCAUGCUCCUAAAAAAAUGUGGGAUGUGGGACAUAGAAUGUGUUAGAGUAAUGCGGAAGGCGCAACAAAAAUGUACUAGAAACAACAAAAAAAGAAAUUGUGUCCAAGGAUGCGGAAGAACAUGUGUGACGAAAUCUUAAUCUGUGAUUACUAUUGAGACAAUUUAAAAACAUCCAUACUACGUUCGUAAACUUUUUGUUUAACAUCAACAUCAAAUUCAAAUUGAUGUUUUGAACUUUUUCAAAUAUCUAUUAUUAAUUAUCUCGUAUACCUUGUUCAAUAUUGAAAAACUAAAAUAAUAAUGUUCAACUAGUGACUCAGUUUGCACUUGUUUUGUUGGGUGAUCGCUCCAUAAUUUGUUUUAGUUUUCCCCGGAACCGUGCUUUUCAAACGUCUGCUAUAAAUUAUCCAUAUUUGGUAAAAAAUUAAAAAAAAAAUAAAAUGGCAACAAACACACACAUUAUAUUAAAAUAUUAGUGGUUGAAAAUUGAAAAAUGGUGCAAAAUGUGAGACUACUGGAGCAGUAUUGGUUGGAAAAUAGGAAUAUGAAUGAACAAAAUUGAAAACAAAGUAGCAUGACGCAGGAUGAAAACGAGAUCAUUAGUGUCGUCGUCAAACUGCAAUGAUAAAAAUUAAAAUAUUGUGUAGCGAAAUGGAAAUCGCAGAGAAUAAAAAAACAUCAAUUAUCCAUCUAUGUAUAUGUAUGUGAGCAUAUAAAAGUUUUACCCGUAAAAGAAAAUAAAAGAGAACG
Molecule: messenger RNA, 6494 nt
Organism: Anopheles bellator
Lineage: Eukaryota; Metazoa; Arthropoda; Insecta; Diptera; Culicidae
Product: E3 ubiquitin-protein ligase ZNRF2-like
Exons: 8
Coding region: 2069-2566 (165 amino acids)
Source: RefSeq, a predicted model, not a curated record